AUGUCACCCCUGCGUAAGAUAGCACUUUUCACUAUAGCAUCUUCGUCUCCAGAUGAGGAAGCGAUUGGGAGAGAUGGCGAGCACGGUGGACGCGGUCGGAGAGCCGAUCCCGACGUCGGCGGUGCUGAUGGCGGCGUCGAAGCACAUAGCGACGAGAUGCAGAAGGACGAUCCUAACCCUGAGAAAUGCCUCGACAAAGGCCACCAAGUCACUCGCUGUGUUCUUCGCCUAUGGAUCUUGUUGCUGACGCUGCUGCACAAAAUUGAAGUCAUUGGUUAUAGAGAAAAGAUUACUCAUUAAUCUUACAUUAUACCUCCUUUGGGUAUUGACAGCUGGGCUUUUGCGGGAGUCAUUAAGGCUGAAAGAUCUUCAUCAAAGGUGCACAAAAGAGAUGGAUGCUUAUGCCGCCUGUCUGUACGACCAUACGAAUGAAUUUGAGUUAUGCCGUAAAGAGCAGAAAGAGUUUGAGAAAGCAUGCCCAUUGGAAUGAGUGGAAUGACACCUUCAGUCACAUUCUCCAUAAUUUAGGUCGGUCUGCUAUUAGCAGAACUUCUUGUUGAGUUCACUUAUGAUGCAAUUGGUUGUGGGUGUGGAUGCCUCUUCCCAAUCAUAAUUUCAACAUACCUUGGUGCAAUGAUUGUGUUAUGUGCAUAUUUUUACUAUAUUUUUUCUGUAAUCUAAGAGUUGGCUAUUGAAAAAUUAUUAAUGAGUGAGUUGGUGAUAGAAUAUUUUGUGGAUAGUUUUCUAAGUGGUUACUAGAUAGUGGAGUUAUGGAUUAUGUUAGUUAUUAAAGUAGUUUUUAUCAUCUUAAAU
Molecule: messenger RNA, 813 nt
Organism: Ilex paraguariensis (yerba mate)
Lineage: Eukaryota; Viridiplantae; Streptophyta; Magnoliopsida; Aquifoliales; Aquifoliaceae
Source: the annotation of a GenBank genome assembly